CCGCAUUUUCUGACUGUCAAAAUCGACGGCGACUGGACAUCUUUUUCGGUCGCAAUAGUGGUUGGUGAGCUAGCUAAAUGCUGCCGCUAUGAUACUUCCUCAGGGAUCGCUCUUGAUUGCGAGCAUAGCUGCAUGCUCGACCGUGGUAGCUGCUGCUGCGGGUGAUGCCUCGUCUCGGCCGCGAGGAGUCGGGCCUGAAUUCGCGAAGUUCUACAAGGACACCACCACAUUUACCUGUAUAUCGCACCCGUCGAUCCAGAUCCCAUUCUCCGCUGUGAACGAUGACUACUGUGACUGCCCGGAUGGCAGUGAUGAACCUGGCACGUCGGCCUGUGCUCAUCUUUCCCGCAACUCAGCAUUGACAGUUGCCGAUCGGCCGGGAAACAGCGACCUGGAGCUCGUCUCCGCGCUUCCGGGGUUCUACUGCAAAAAUAAGGGCCAUAAGCCAUCCUAUGUUCCAUCCCAACGAGUCAACGAUGGAAUCUGCGACUACGAGCUUUGCUGUGAUGGGAGUGACGAGUGGGCACGGGUUGGUGGCACCAAGUGUGAGGACAAGUGCAAGGAAAUUGGAAAGGAGUGGCGUAAGAAGGAGGAAAAGAGGCAGAAGUUCCUGACAGCUGCUCUCAAAAAGAAGAGGGAUCUCCUAGUGGAUGCGGGCAGGCAGCAGAAGGAGGUAGAGGACCAGAUAAAGAAUCUGGAAGUGACUAUCCAAGCCCAGGAGAUCAAGGUCAAGGAUCUCCAGGUCCAAUUGGAGAAGGCCGAGGAAGAAGAAAAGAGUAAGGUGGUGAAGGGUAAGAAGGCUGGCAAGGUCAACGUCUUGGCCCAACUAGCCAGAGGCCGGGUCGAGGAGCUUCGGGAUGCGCUGGUGAAUAUCCGCAAGGAGAGGGAUGAUACCCGCGCACGCGUGAAGGAACUUGAGGAGAUUUUAUCCAAAUUCAAGGUUGAGUACAACCCUAACUUCAACGACGAAGGUGUCAAGCGCGCCGUGCGCAGUUGGGAAGACUAUGCCGUCAGGGGAACUCUUGAGAGUGCUACAGACGCUGCCCAGGCCCGUGACUUGGAUGAGCUGGUCAAGCCAGACGAUGCUCAAUCUGGGAUCAAUUGGGAGCAAUGGGAGAACGAAGAUGAGGGCUGUGAGGCUGACAGUGCCUUAGUCUAUCAGCUGGCAGCAUAUCUACCCCCUUCACUGGUUGAGUUCAUCGAGACCAAAGUUGUCUCCGCCCGUGUUUUCCUCGAGGAUAAUGGUAUAUUGCCAAAGAAGGACGAGCCUACGGCUUCCGAAUCCAAGAUCGUCUCCGACACUCGGAAUGCUGUCAAGUCGGCCGAGAAGGAACUUGAAGACUCACACAAGCAAUUGGAGAACCACAAGUCGGAUCUCGAGACAGAUUAUGGUCUUGCGUCCAUUUUCCGUGCGUUGAAGGGAGUGUGUAUCUCCAAGGACUUCGGCGAAUACACAUACGAGCACUGUUUUCUGGACCAAACCAAACAGAUUCCUAAGAAGGGAGGCGGUUCUAUGCGGAUGGGCAAAUAUUCCGGCAUUGGGUCUGUUAACGUGGACGUUCUCAACGAGUCGGGCGAUGUCAUCCCAGAAGAGAAGGUCGCUCUGCAUUACACCAAUGGGCAGACCUGUUGGAAUGGACCGGCCCGAUCAACCACGGUCGUCUUGGAGUGUGGUGAAGAGAAUGAGAUUCUUAAGGUGGCUGAGGAUGAGAAAUGCGUCUACUCAAUGCUUGUUACCUCGCCGGCCGUGUGUCCCGGCGGCGAGGAAGGAAAUGCUGCCCCGAGAAGCAAGGAUGAACUGUGAGUGGUCGUACUUUACUGACAUGCUUGGGAAUCAUAUAUAGCGAUAGUUCAUAGUAGGCGAGUUUUUAUUUGACAUACAUAU
Molecule: messenger RNA, 1885 nt
Organism: Aspergillus homomorphus CBS 101889
Lineage: Eukaryota; Fungi; Ascomycota; Eurotiomycetes; Eurotiales; Aspergillaceae
Product: putative protein kinase C substrate
Exons: 3
Coding region: 89-1804 (571 amino acids)
Biological process (GO): N-glycan processing
Cellular component (GO): glucosidase II complex
Source: RefSeq, a predicted model, not a curated record